Molecule: messenger RNA, 1302 nt
Organism: Baudoinia panamericana UAMH 10762
Lineage: Eukaryota; Fungi; Ascomycota; Dothideomycetes; Mycosphaerellales; Teratosphaeriaceae
Exons: 5
Coding region: 173-1036 (287 amino acids)
Molecular function (GO): DNA binding; zinc ion binding
Source: RefSeq, a predicted model, not a curated record
CAAACGCAUGCGAAUGCAUUUACCUUUUAACCAACACAGUUCACGUUACGAAGGCACACAGAGAAUCUUAUAAACAUUUAGCAAGACUCACAAGCAGUAAACCAGUGUUCAAGAAGGACACGGGCCUUGCACGCAUCUUCACUCCGUCACUGAAAUACGCCACAUCAACAGCAUGGCGUACCGCAUCGAGAUUGCGUCCGGCGGUCGCGCUGGUUGCCAAGCCACGAAAUGCAAGAAGGAAGGUGUCAAGAUCAACAAGGGCGAAAUUCGGCAAGGCGUUUUCGUUACGAUCAAUGAGCACCAAAGCUGGAAGUGGAGGCACUGGGGCUGUGUCACGCCGGAAGUGAUCCACAACUGGAAGGACACCUCCGAUGGCGACAUGGACCGCGUCGACGGCUUUGAGGAGCUGCCUGACGAUGUCAAGGACAAGGUCCGUCGUGCGUUCGAGCAGGGUCAUGUCGAUGACGAUGACUGGAAUGGCGACGCCGAAUGCAAUCGCUAUACUGGGGGCAAGCGUAGGGGCAUGUACGUCAAAACGCCAAAGAAGAAGAAGGGAGACGAUGAGGAUGAGGCAGACGACACGCCUUCGAAGGCAAAGGCAAGCAAGAAGCGCGGCCGCAAAGAGGCCGACGACGAGGAUCUUGAGGACGAAGAGCCUGCGCCGAAGAAACAGGCUGCCAAAAAGGCCGCUAAGAAGAUUGCUACCAAGGACGAAGACGGCGACGCAGAUGCCGCUCCGCCGACCAAGAAGUCAAGGAAGUCCAAGGCUGCCCGCAGCGACGCUACUCUCGAAGUUGACGAGCCGGAGCCGGUCGUCAAGAAGCCUCGCGGUAGAAAGCCAAAGGCUGCUGCGGAACGCGAAGACGAGGACGGGGCCGCUCCGGUUGCGAAACCGACAGUCGCAAAGUCCAAGGCCAAGAAGAGUGCGAAGGGUGCUGAUGCUAGCGUUGACCUUGCAGACCCUGAUAAGGAGCCGCCGAAAGCGAAGAAGGGCACAGGGCGUCCCAAAAAGGCCACAGCCAACGACGACGAAUAGCACAUUCCUUCUGGACGUCACGGUAAUCGGGAGGAAAGGAGAUGGUGGGCGUAAUGCUGCUUCGACUUUCUGGGCCCGGACCAUUUCGCACCUGAGGGCAUACGACCUGCACUACAUUUCAUAUUGGAAUAUGAUACCCGGUAAUGGGCGCCUUGCUGUUCACUAUGUAUAUUAGCUAUGUACAGUAAGCUUCUACGUUCACGCGACCAUGUGACACGUUACGCUUUCCAGGCCCCGUGCCACUGUCAAGAGUCAGUGCUCCGAAG